AUGCCGAACAAUUGGGGGCAGUGCGAACUGGCGGCUCUUAUGUCACAGCAGAGAAUUCUAAAACAGCAAGAGCAACAGGUGCGGAAUGAGGUGCUCCGCCUCUCACGGUUAAUGCCUUUUGCAGUUCCCCAGGACAGGCCACUGCCUCCUCCGCCUCCUCAAAAGCCAAUAGAACGCCGGACUUACCGGGCAGCCUUGUCUGAUCAUGCGAAUCAAGGUGACAAUGUUGACGUUUGUGGAGUGAGCCCCUACCACGACUGUAGCUCAUGGAGACCACAAGACUCCCAUAACGUUAGCAUGGAACACCAGCAAGCUAGCAGUAUGGCAAUAGCAGUUUCACGGAGACGAAACGAGCUAUUGCGGCAGCAGCGGGACCGGCAACAGCAAAUUCUGCGACAUCAGCAGUGCCUGCAGCAACCCAUUCCUUACGUAGAAAGAACGGCGGUUGAAGAUCUUCUUAAAGAAAGUUGCGAGAUUAGCCCAUAUACUUUUGACUCCCGGCCUCACGAGGGCCUGACCUACUUUACUCGGCGUCCUAGGUUGGUGGCGACUUCUGCGGAUGAAAGACCCACUGAUCAUGAGGCGUCUCGGGCGGUGAAUCACCACCUGGCACGUAUCAGCCCCUCCUCUUUGCCAGCUGCUGGAAUGCCUAGUGGCGGCCAGAAAUCCGGCGAAUGCUGGGCACAAACCCGCCAGCGGAGACACGUGCUUCCACUGUAUGCAGCAGAAGCAUCCUCACCACUAUUACAUUCACUGCAUGAGUGGCCCUUUCGUCCAAUUCAGCGGGAGUGCUCACAGCAGAGUGCCAGUCUUAACUACGCUUAUGGCACUGUGCCCUCGACGUUGCCUCCAGCUCUCCACCCAGAGCCAGGGGAAAAUAUUCCGCUUUGCCGCUCUCCCCCACAGUCGCAGCAGAUAUCUACAACGUGCCUUCCAGCUGGCCUACCAUCUCAGCACCGAAAUCGCGAUCUGGACACUUCCCACUUCGGCCGCCCGAAAAUUGUGUGGCCAGAAUUGCAAGCCAAUGUGUCAGAGAAAGAUUUGACUCAACAGUUUCCACAGCAAGUUGAGAGGCAAGGAUUCACGCAAUCCAAGAGACAGCAGGCUGAUUACACUCCAGCAGUUGCUGCAGGCAAGCCUUCCUCCCAAAUGUCUUGUGAAACUUGGGGGUUCAGAAAAUCCUUGCGUGCACCCAGCGAACCAAAGGCAACCAAUGGCGGACAAAAAACAAUGAUACGAAACUUCACAGCAGCGGGCACUCUGAGCGCCAACCCUAAGCUCGAUGCUGCUUUAGCUACUGCUGAUGACGAAGAAAACCUCAGGAGGCUAGGAGUGCGCUUUUCUCCUAGGGAGCUACACUAUUUUAGGAAGCAGCCCGGCAUUCGAGGCAGUCAGAAGAGGAGUAUUUCGAAGCGAAGUCGAAGCUGCAAACCAGCAGGAAAAGGCGCUGCAGAGCUGCCCCUAAGAAGCACGGUGGCAAAUGCCUGCGGAAGUAAUCUAGGACUGGCAUCAUCGGAAAUGGGGGUAGACGCGUUUUACUUCACGCCUAAAACCGACAUUUUGUCGCUUCCCUCCUGGAUGAGAGCGUAUGGCGUGUCCACAUCAAAUCGUCCCCUGCAGCGCAUAGGUCGGAAGUUACGUUCUCCCUCUCCAGGCUGCACAAGGACUCAAGGUUUAGCGCUACCAAAAUCCUCUCAUCUGAACAAUCCUGGCAGCUACACUGCCGAUGGCUGGGACGGUUACGGUGGUGCGACCUGUGGUUGCCGCUGUUGCCGCUUAAGGGCAGCAGAAAGAAAAGGCCUACAACUUGCAGGCCGACCGUGCUGCUGCUGCCCGUGUUGUGAUUCAUGGGGCAUAUGGGAUGGACGUUUCCAACCACUUUCGGGGGACUCCUGCAGGAAAGGAGACGAAACUGAGAUAAACAAUUUCGGAAGUGCAUAUGCGAAAAGCAAGUGCUCACGCUGCGGGAGGGCGUUAGAUGAGGCUUUUCACGGAGAUGGUUCUGCGCUAUUGGACUCUCAAACGCAUGCACGCCUUAACCACCUCUCCAUUGAGCAGGCCGCUUCUUUAUGCAGUGCAUGUGCGACGUACUUGGCGUGCGGGCACCAGAAGGCCGUUGUGCAAGCCAGCACGCCAUCAGCAGCUGGAAAUGCUUCAGAUAGGACAUAUAAGAAAGACAACAAUAUUCUGCGCACCUCUGCUCAUCCGUUUGCUUCUGAUGGUCUUGGCGAUAGCUUUCCGCCAGAUCUCCCCACUUCAAUCGACGCAAACUCCCCAAUGGACAAAGAUUGUGUCACUAUGGCUGAAGAAUCCGCACCUCAGUCGGAUCAAGAUGCUUCCUGCAGAGGCAAAGAGAGAGAUUUGCCUGAUGGAGACAUGCCAGAGGAGAGGCGCAGAGAGGUAGUACAUGGGGUAGAUGGUGAAAGGAAAGGGCCAAAAGGGGCCACCACGCCCAGGUGGAGCAAUGCUGCUGCCAACAAGGCACUUGACUUCACUGCCAAGCUAUCAGCCGCAAAGCAACUAUGUUCUACGUUACAUGAGCCCUCUCCAUCCAACAGUGUGUGGGAAAAUCCUCGUAUAGUGUCCAAAAUAUGCGGAUUCCUUUCGCUAUCAAGGUUGCUGCUCGUAAGGCGUUGCAACAGGGCUUUGUUACAGGCCGCACAGUAUCGCAUGCGUUUCAUUCUGUACAACUCUCUUUACGUGCUGCUGCACCAAGGUACCGGAUCGCCUGAAACGCAUCCGAUUAAGGAGGGACAGCAUUGCCCUCUAUCGGCAGAAGCUCUCAUUCAGCUUCUGGGACUUCAACAAAACGAGGUUGAGGAGGUCAAGACUGGUAAUUUGCCGCCCGCAUGUCCUCCAGAAGCAGCAACCCCGAGAAUGGAAGACGUCGCAGACACCAUCCGGAGGCCGCUCGCCGAAUUAAAGGCACGCAGCCAAGUGAACUCCACCAUGGAACCCAAAAGUUCCAAAGACUCGCUCAUGCCGCGCAAGAAGGUUUUGCGCGCAGCUGAGCCUUCCAAGGCCCCCAAAAAAGAAGUAGGAUCAGCAGCUCAGGGAGAUGUGGCUCACAAAGCUGAAGUGCAACAGCGCCUACUCCUAGAUGCACACAUGGCAAACCACCAAGCACAUGAAGAGGCUUGCCUUAGAAUGCUGCACACAGAAGAGCCAUUUGAGCGACCAGUGACGUUGAGCUACGAUGAAGCAGCAGGUCCAGCCUCCCCGCUCCGUAUUUUACCCUUUAAACAGAGCACGACUGCUGCUUCAGAGCCAGCAACAUUCCGCAGAGUGCGGCAUGCCUUCCUCAAGCUCUGGAACUACGACGACGAGGCUUUUAGGCAGGCACUGGUUAGGGCCACUACCACUUCAUACCCAACGUGGCUCUUUGAUGUUUCCGCAAUUUUGUUAAGGGCUGUAUUUCAAUUGUGUUGCAAUUCGCUAACUGCCCCUUCACUUAGUGAAUUGAUCUCCUUAUUUUCUCCCAAGCGGCGACCAUCUUCAGGCGCCGAAGUGCCUUGCAGGUCCGACUGCUAUUUAUGGGCCAAAAUGGCUCGCAUAUCAGGGUAUGCAAUGCACCUCGUCAGCGACCAAGCGUGGCCGCCCCUAAGAGAUCCCGUGGUUCGGCUAGUUGCGCAGCCUUUCAUUUCUCCUGACGUUUUCAGCAGAGGCUCGGGCGUUGAUAAAGCAACUCUCAAUAAUGCUUCGUCGGCAGGUGCUGGGGUGUGUCCUUUAACACUCCGUCCAGCCGUGGCGGACUCGUUGGAAAUGAAGAUGUCGAAGGUUUCUCCUGAAUUCAUUGCAGAAUUUAUGUCCUACGGAAGACAGCAGCAGCUACUGCAUUCUCCGGACCAUCAGCUGGCUUCACGGGAUGGAAUUCGCCAGUUUAAAGGUUCUUUAGAGCUGGUCGUGAUGAUGGACUUGUAUGAGUGGCUGGCCUCAGUUCUGACACAUAUGCAGAGGGAUGAAGUUGGCAUUAUGAUGCGCCGAGUUCCACCGCCUGUUCAAGUGCCUCCGCAAAGUGGAGCUAAGGGCUUGAUCUCACAAGGAACUCUGUCACGACAGGUUAGGACUGCGAAACAAGUUCGAACUCCAUCGGUAUCUCUACAGAGGCGCUCUCAGACUCAUAUUCCGUCGGAGACAAUCGUUAAACGUACCCAAGGACCUCCCGGAAAGCUUCAAAAAGGGGUCAUCGGCUCCAAUGAUGUAAAUCCAACAUGCAAAUAG
Eimeria tenella is the source of this 4221-nucleotide messenger RNA. RefSeq lists its product as uncharacterized. Lineage: Eukaryota; Apicomplexa; Conoidasida; Eucoccidiorida; Eimeriidae. The transcript has 5 exons. Bases 1 to 4221 code for a protein of 1406 amino acids. The record is from RefSeq and is a predicted model, not a curated record.